Paramecium octaurelia is the source of this 1022-nucleotide messenger RNA. The record is from the annotation of a GenBank genome assembly. Lineage: Eukaryota; Ciliophora; Oligohymenophorea; Peniculida; Parameciidae.
AGUAUUCAAAUUCAAAUAUGUCAAAAAUAAAUUAAAGAGCUAAUAGCAUCGAUGAAUUUAGAAUGAUUAAUAGAAGAACCCAGAAGGAAAAUUAGAACUAGAACAACAGAACUUUGGACGAGAAAUUACUCUUAAUUGAAAAAUAAUUAGCUUAAAAUGAGAGUUAUAAUGAUUAAUAUUUACUAACUAAUUCAAUUGAGGCAAAUGCAGUACCUAUGAAAACAUAAAAUUAAAGCAUAUCUUUUAAUUUAUAAUCUAUUGAAAAUGAUAGGUUUAAUUCAAAAAAGAAUAGCUUAAUGGAGGAGUGCUAAAAAAAGUCAUAUGAUUCUAUGAGAGAUAACGCCUCUAAAUAUCAGAGUAAUAAUAAUGAUUCAGCCUUGGUUAUGUUGCUUAAUGAAUUUGAAAGGAGAUUUGAGUAGAUUGAAGAAAGAUUACAAUCGAGGUAUAUAUUGAAUUAAUUUAGUGAAAAAACAAACAGAUAGUAUUAGCAAAAUAAUAAAUCAAGUGCAGAUUACUUUAAUGGAAUCUAAGAGAAACUCACCUUAUUAUUAUAAAGAAUAGGGAAAUUUGAAUUGAAAUUGAAAUAAUUAGAUGAAGCCUUUCAAUCCCAUAAGAAUUAAACAGACAAAAGAAUUAUAGAAUAUAAUUAGCAUGUAUCAUGAAAAUGGAUUAUUAGGUUGAUUAAUCAUUACAAUCAUUUUUGGAUGUAUCAAUUAAAAUCUAAAAAAAAAUUGAGCGAAUAACGUCUAAAGAUAAUCUAACCGAAGUAGAAGUAUUGAAAUAAAAAACUGACAAUCUUACUUUUAAUUUACAGCGAACUCAUGAAUUAUUAAAUUAAUAAAUGAAUGACUUUAGCUAAUUAUAGUAAUCUGUAAAUUAAGUAUAUAUGCAAUUAAUUAUUUCCUUAGGUAAUUCGAGAAGAUUACUUUAAUAAUUUAUUUGAAGAAAUAGAGACCAUAAAAGAUCAAUAUUCAUAAACAAUGCAAUAUUUGAAAGAGUUAUAAGAAUUUUUGAUAAAAUGA